Messenger RNA from Aegilops tauschii subsp. strangulata, 2721 nucleotides. RefSeq names its product protein FAR1-RELATED SEQUENCE 5-like. Gene Ontology annotation, molecular function: zinc ion binding. The record is from RefSeq and is a predicted model, not a curated record. Lineage: Eukaryota; Viridiplantae; Streptophyta; Magnoliopsida; Poales; Poaceae.
GUGAUCACGUACUGGAUUCGUGGGACGUACCUUAACGCCGCUCGGUGUGGAGAGGGGGGAGGAUCCAUGGGCGAUCAGAGGUCGUUGGCGUCGGUUGUGUGCACGAUCUGAACGCCUUCGGUUGGGGCGCUCUCCGGUUGGUGUAGUUUAUUUAACAUCCGUGAUCGUGCGCUAGGUGUUGUAUAUGUCAGCAUUGAUAAUGUUUGCACAUGUGAUGAUACAUAUUAAUUGUUGUAGGAAAUGGCGGAAGAUGAGUUAACUGAUAUGAUGUAUGACAUGGAGUUUGGAGAACUGAUGAAAGACUGGAUAGAAGAUUGGUCAGAUGAUGAAAAUUCAGAUCGUGGAGAUAGGUCAGAGAAUGGGAACGUAUUGGAAGAUCUUAAUAUGGAUGAACAUGAUGAUGGUCAGGAAAACAAUGAGCAUGAUGAUGGUGAGGAAAACAACUCGGAGAUCUCGAAUGAAGAUUACAUUAGUCAGCUCAUUUCCGAAUGUCAUAAUGCGUACGACUAUUACGGUGAAUCCGACGCGGAGACAGGCCUUGAUGUCGAAUCAUUAGCUGCAUCUGAUUCUGGGGAGUCGCAAUUGUCGGUCAUCAUGAGUGAGGUGACAGAAGUUGAGGGUAAAAAGAAUGUCCAAGAUACUGCUAGUGCAGAUGAUAAGAGGGAUAUGUUCAUGCAGAUAAUACAAAUGACUUUUACGUCUCACGAGGCUGCGUAUGAUUUCUACAACAGCUAUGCUAGAGAUAAUGGUUUCAGCAUUAGAAAGAAUAGGGUCAGACAAGGAAAACAUGACAACAGGUUGCUAACCGAGGAAGGACACAGCCGUAGGCUCAGACCCGAGACACGCUGCCACUGCGAAGCGCACCUGACCGUGAAGCUUGACCAAAAGCGUGGGGUUUGGUAUGUUGAUAGUUUUGAGGACAAGCAUAGCCAUAUCUUGGCAGGACCGGACGAGGUACCUUUUCUUUGGUCCCACAGAAAAAUCAAAGAGUACCAGAAGCAUGAGAUAAUGUCCAUGGGAGCUGCAGGGAUUAGAAUUCACGACAUGAUGGAUUGCUUCAUCAGCAAACAUGUAUGGUACGGCGGUGUUGGUUUUACCAGGCGUGAAAUAUACAACCUUUGCGCCAGGGAGAAGAGGAAGCUGCUUUCAAAAGGUGAUGCUGCCACAGUCAUAGGCAUCAUGGUCAGUAGGAAACAGAGGGAUCCUAGCUUCUUUUUCGAGUACAAGCUAGACAAGGAAGGACAUCUGAAUAGGAUGUUCUGGUGUGACUCCCAGUCUCGUCAUGACUAUGAGGACUUCGGCGACGUGCUUGUAUUUGACAGCACGUACAAGAUGAACCGGUAUGGUAUGCCAUUCAUACCCUUUGUUGGUCUUAACAAUCACCGGAAUACCACUGUUUUUGCUUGUGCCAUAGUUUCGGACGAGACCGAAGAGACAUAUGUGUGGCUGCUGGAGACUUUUUUGAGGUCCAUGUGUCAAAAGAUGCCUAUGAGUGUUAUCACGGAUGCCGACGCUGCGAUGAUGAAGGCAAUUCGCCAAGUCUUGCCAGACGUGUGGCACCGUAUAUGUACGUGGCAUAUAGAAAAAAAUAUGAAGAUUCACCUCAGUCACAAGUCCUUGAAGGAGUUCCGAACUCUUCUGUACUACAGCACGUCCACGGCCACGUUUGAGGAGAGAUGGCACGCGUUUUCCAAAAGAUGGCAGUCGGAAAAAACAGUAACAUGGUUGAGACGGAUGUAUAAGAAGAGGAGACUGUGGGCCGCGGCUUAUCUGACAGAGGGUUUUUGGCUUGGCAUGAAAAGCAACCAGAGGAGUGAAAGUCUAAACUCAUGCCUUCACCUCCACCUAGACGGUGAAAUGACCCUGGUGGAUAUGAUUUUGCACUAUGAGAACGCCGUUGUACGUAUCCGUGAGAAUGAGGCACGAGAUGAUUGCACGGCCUCACAGAGUUUACCGGUGCCAGUAACUAGCUCGAGGGAACUUGAGAUAGCUGCUUCUCACGUCUUCACUCCAGCAAACUUCUAUAUGUUGCAAGCAGAUCUUAGGAAAAUUGGUGGCAUGGAGAUUGUAGAAAUAAAGCUCGGAGACGGAUCACAGCAGUACAUCGUGGCCUGGAAGAAUAACUGGAAGAGCCGUUUUUGGGUGGAGUACACUCCAGUAAAUUCCGCAGAAACUAUAAGGUGCAGCUGCAGAAGAAUGAUUCGAAAGGGUCUACCUUGCAAGCACAUAUUCCAUGUACUGAAGUACUUGAAUAUAUCUGAAAUACCAAAGUGUUUAGUUCUUGUGCGGUUCACGAAAGACGCAAGGUUGGGACUGCCCGCCAGGCGCACAAGUGAUCUGUUGGGAUUUGGAUGGACUGGAGCAGCUGAAAGAAUGAAAUAUAGCCAGGUCAGUGUGUUGGCUUCAGAAGCUAUGCAUGCAGCAUGCAAACACCCAACUUUGUGGGAUCAGUUACAGGAGAGUUUGAAGGCCGUGAUAGCUAAGAGCCAUGAGUAUGAUCAGCUAAAGGAAAAUUUGAGUAAGAAAAUGGCUGAUCUUAGUACUUGUGCAAUUGAAUAUGUAGAUGAUGGUGAAGGCAACAUAGUUGAAGUUCAUGAUCCUAUUAAAGUAUCAAUGAAAGGUGCAACUAAGGUAGAUGAGAACCGCCCUAUGUCGAAAAAUGGUAGGCCACUUUCGUACGACGAGAUCAGAAUCAGAAGCGUGGUGGGCGAAGAAGAGUAG